GGCCGGGAGGGUCGUGGCACCCAGCGGGUCUCCAAACCGUCGGUGUAACAAAAGUAGCGGCGCCUCGGCUCCCGAUGCCGCCUUGCUCUUGGGGUUGCGGAGGGUUGCUCCAAGACCUCCUGUGCUAGCUGCUGGGCAGUGGCAUAGGGCCCGCCUCUCUGCCCGAAUGCUGGACAUAUCUUCCUACCAAAAGUGCCCCUGGGCAGUGAGAGGCCGCCACCCACACCGAGAAGUGGUAUUUCUGUGUUGCAGCAGCAGGCCACCCUUCCCAGACCCGGGACUCCAUUCUGGUCCAAGCAGACUGCUGCAAUUCAGGAUAAGUGGCAGGAAGAGUGAGGGUUCCAUGGCCCAGGAAUCCAUAGUAAAGAGUAGACUCCCCAGUCUUGGUGGCUUCUCUGUCUCCGAAUCCAUGACCACCCUCGCAGGCAGCAGUUGGGACACAUCUCACCCCUCCCCAUCUUGAUCACCUUGAUCCGUGGUGGAUCAUUGGCCAACUCUGAGGCACAGCGCUGUGAGGAAGAAGCUGCUGCAGGACAGAGAGCCAAAAAAAUAACUUCCUUUUCUACGCUGCCACCCUGACCAUUGACUGCAAUUUGCCUAACAAUGGCAUAGAGGUUAGGGUGGGGACCUGGAAUCAGUCCGGUUCUCAGUUGAAGUCAUUUGUUAGGAAGUGGAGUGAAGUACGGGGCAAGUCCUUCAAUGACAACAUUAUUAGACUUGUUUACUCUUCAUAUUAGUUCUGCUGGGUAGACGACUAGUCAAUAGCAGGACUGGGUUUCAUAAACUCCAGAUAGUGUCACUUCAUUAGGCUCACACUGCCUUUCUUACCUUUUUGUCCCAGCUUAUAUCGAUAGGUCUGACCCUUGUUGUCCUCUGCUGACAUCCAAAAUAAUUACCAAGCAAAUUGGGGCAGGACAGGGGUACAGCUUGCCUACCAUUCACAAUAAAUAAACUGCCAAACUGGACAGUAGACAUUUGGCUUCUGCCCUUUUAGGCCCUUGGCCUUGGUAUCGCUGAAAGCACCUACCCCUCCUUCCUUUCUGUCCUGCCAGUUUCAGAGACUUAUUUGUCUCUGAAGCAGGUCUGUUUGGACCCUCAACCUUGCCGACACAGUCCCUUCCUCCCACUGAUUCUCUCAGCCCUCUCUAAGCACUCCUUACAGGGGUCUUAUUUUCAUCAUGGUCUUCCUCCCACAGGACAGCCACAAUGUUGUUACUGCUGCACCGACCUGUGGUCCUUGGGCUUCGACAGGCCUGCAGACUCAGAUCAACUCCCUCCAGGCUCUGCAUUGGGGCCUGCUCUACAAAUGAUUCACGUCAACCCCAGCACCCCAGCCCCAGCUUCUCUGGUGAUUACUCCAGCACUAGAGGAUGGAAAGCCAUGGGGACCCUAAUAGGUCUUGGUGCAGUGUUAGCCUAUCAUGAUCAUCGGUGUAGGGCUGCUCAGGAGUCACCACGCAUGUACACUAAGGAGGAAGUGAGUUCCCACAGCAGCCCUGAGACUGGGAUCUGGGUAACUCUGGGCUCUGAGGUCUUUGAUGUUACAGAAUUUGUGGAUCUACAUCCAGGAGGUCCCUCAAAGCUGUUGCUAGCAGCUGGGGGUCCUCUAGAACCUUUCUGGGCCCUCUAUGCUGUUCACAACCAGCCUCAUGUGCAUGAGUUACUGACCAAGUACAAGAUUGGGGAGCUGAACCCUGAGGACAAUGUGUCCCCAACCUUGGAGACCUCUGAUCCUUAUGCUGAUGAUCCUAAGCGUCACCCAGCCCUGAAGGUCAACAGCCAAUGCCCCUUUAAUGCAGAGCCUCCCCCUGAGCUGCUGACGGAAAACUACAUCACACCCAACCCUAUCUUCUUCACCCGGAACCAUCUGCCUGUACCUAACCUGGACCCAGAUACCUAUCGUUUACAUGUAGCAGGGGCACCUGGAUAUCAGUCAUUGUGCCUAUCCCUGGAUGACUUGUACAAGUUUCCCAAACAUGAAAUCACAGUCACUCUGCAGUGUGCCGGCAACCGGCGUUCUGAGAUGACUCAGAUCAAGGAAGUAAAAGGUCUGGAGUGGAGGAUGGGGGCCAUCAGCACUGCACGCUGGGCUGGGACACGGCUCUGUGAUGUGUUAGCCCAGGCUGGUCACCAGCUGUCUGACACUGAGGCCCAGGUCUGCUUUGAAGGACUAGACUCUGACCCCACUGGGACUGCCUACGGAGCAUCCAUCCCUCUCGCUCGGGCCUUGGAUCCUGAGGCUGAGGUCCUGCUGGCAUAUGAGAUGAAUGGGCAGCCUCUGCCUCGUGACCAUGGCUUCCCUGUGCGGGUGGUGGUUCCUGGUGUGGUAGGUGCUCGCCAUGUCAAAUGGCUGGGCAGAGUGAGUGUGGAGGCAGAAGAAAGUUAUAGCCACUGGCAGCGGCGGGAUUAUAAAGGCUUCUGUCCAUCUGUGGACUGGGACACUGUAGAUUUUGACUCAGCUCCAUCUAUUCAAGAACUCCCGGUCCAGUCAGCCAUCACAGAGCCUCGGGAUGGGGAGACGAUAGAGUCGGGGGAUGUGACUGUCAAGGGUUAUGCAUGGAGUGGUGGUGGCAGGGCGGUGAUCCGGGUUGAUGUGUCUCUGGAUGGGGGGCUAACCUGGCAGGCAGCUGAGUUGGAUGGAGAGGAACAGCGUCCCAGAAAGGCCUGGGCCUGGCGUCUGUGGCGGCUGCAAGCCCCUGUGCCCGCUGGGCAAAAGGAAUUGAACAUUAUUUGUAAGGCUGUGGAUGAUAGCUACAAUGUGCAGCCAGACACUGUGGCCCCAAUCUGGAACCUGAGAGGUGUGCUCAGCAAUGCCUGGCACCGUAUCCAUGUUCAUGUUGUCCCGUGAUAGUGUGGAAUGAACCCUUCUAUACCCUAGAACCACCAAACUCCACCCAUCCUGUGGCCUCACUGUCACAAAAACCUUUCUCUGCUCUCCACUUCUUGGGUCACAACCCCACACUGUGCCUUUAUGAGCCAUACUCAGGGACACAGAUUGCAUUUCAACCCAGGCACCUUCUUUGACACUAUGUUACAUAUCCCUCUUGGCCCCUGAUCCUGUGCGGGAGGAGAGCUGUUGGAGCAAAGGGCUAGAGGUGGGCAGAGCAAUUUCUGGAGACAAGCACUGUCUUUUUUUUCCAUCCCAAUUCACCUCUACUUCUGCCCAUUGCCAUCCUAGGCUUUAUUUUGCUCUUCUCAAAUUCUUCAGAGAAUGUGUGUGGUAUAAGAAAAAUACUACUUUCCAUUGCUUUGUGUUGCCAGGGGAUUGUGAGGGACAUCGAGGGCACAACCCUCUGUUUAUAACUCUACUCUUUGUAAAUGCAUCAAUAAAAUUGACUUUGGCCUCUUGGGCCCCUGG
Fukomys damarensis (Damara mole-rat) is the source of this 3357-nucleotide messenger RNA. It is a transcript of the gene Suox, whose product is annotated as sulfite oxidase. The record is from RefSeq and is a predicted model, not a curated record. The transcript has 3 exons. Lineage: Eukaryota; Metazoa; Chordata; Mammalia; Rodentia; Bathyergidae. Gene Ontology annotation, cellular component: mitochondrion. Gene Ontology annotation, molecular function: molybdenum ion binding; oxidoreductase activity; molybdopterin cofactor binding. Bases 1207 to 2847 code for a protein of 546 amino acids.